Annulohypoxylon truncatum is the source of this 2314-nucleotide messenger RNA. Its product is annotated as S-adenosyl-L-methionine-dependent methyltransferase. Gene Ontology annotation, biological process: tRNA processing. The record is from RefSeq and is a predicted model, not a curated record. Lineage: Eukaryota; Fungi; Ascomycota; Sordariomycetes; Xylariales; Hypoxylaceae. Gene Ontology annotation, molecular function: tRNA (uracil(54)-C5)-methyltransferase activity, S-adenosyl methionine-dependent. The transcript has a single exon. The coding region runs from base 267 to 2084 and encodes 605 amino acids.
GAGUAGUCUCGCGAUUGAUUCUAGGAAAAUACAGAACCGCAUAUUCUCUAACCUCUAGUCCAUCAUUAUCGCUAAUUGAGUCCUUUGCCUACACCAGGUCUUUCCAUACUCCUCGUCGAAAAUGGAUACCUAAGAAGAAUCCUAAGAAAAAGCCUCCUAAAAGGACUGUCGCGGAUGAAUUCGCUAGCGAGUGGCCAGAAAUUCCAGCAGAUAAUACCGAUCUCAAUACUAAUAAUUUUCUAAAUCCGGACUCAUUCUACGCCUGGAUGAUGGGGGGAGAGCAAGAGGAAGAGCAGAAGCAGAAGCAAAUAUCCAAUCAGAAAAAUGAUCGCGGGAAAAGACCCCGUCCUCAAGAGGCGGCGUCUGGACAGCGAAACAUGAAGAGAGAAAAUAAGAAGAGCCAGAAGAAGGCCCGUAAGAGGGAGAGAGACAUGACCACUGGCUCUGCCGAGGAGGUCUUAGCUGUGGAUAUACAGAAGCUUACCGAGUCCCUGAAUCGGGACGACGAUGGAAACAACGAAGCGAACGGAACGUUACCUGAGAAUCUACCGGAAGAAGGUUCCGAAAUCGAAGUGGACAUCGUCGAGCUUGCGUCGACAGGAGAAGGGUUGGCCUUGCAGAAAGGCUCCAAGAGGAUCUACCUCGUGCCAUUCGCAGUCCCAGGUGACACCGUCAAGGUGAAGGUAUACCGCCACAUGCAAGAGGGGUACACCGUCGCGGACUUCAUCUCAGUCGUGAAACCAGCGCCAUCUCGCGACGACAGUCGCAUCCAGUGUAAAUACUUCGCCACUUGCGCCGGAUGCCAGUUCCAGAUGCUCGACUACGACGAACAGUUACGGAUAAAGAAGCGCAUCGUCGAGAAGGCCUUCCAGAACUUCUCGCAGCUGCCUCCCGAGCUCGUCCCCGCCGUCCAGGACACCAUCGGCAGCCCGCUGCAGUACGGCUAUCGCACCAAACUGACCCCGCAUUUCGACGGCCCCCAGGGCUGGCGCAAGACUCAGGUGCCUUUUAAGGAACGCCCUCCCAUAGGCUUUAUGCCCAAGGGCAAGCGAACCACGAUAGAUAUCGAAGACUGCCCCAUAGGCACAGACGCCGUGCGGCUUGGCAUGAGGAGCGAGCGAGCGCGUAUGGCCAGGGAAUACGGCAAUUACACGCGCGGCGCGACGAUCCUUCUUCGAGAAAGCACGCAGCGCAUUCCCAAGAAGCAAGCGGGGACCCCAUCAUCGCCCAAAGAAUCCGCAGAAGGAGAAGCCCCACGCUCCCGCUCCCCCUCGAUCCCACCCCCUGACGCCGAUUCGAUCUGCGUCGAAACAGACACGUACACCGAUAUAAAAACCUGCAUAACAGACAACAACGCCGUAUCAACCGAAUACGUCGGGCCCUACGUCUUCCACAACCUAGCCGGCCAGUUCUUCCAGAACAACAACUCGAUCCUCCCCCUCGUCACCUCCUACAUCCGCUCCAACAUCCUACCCCCCGACACUUCUUCUUCUUCUUCUUCCUCCUCCUCCUCUUCAGGCCCGCCCAUCACGCGCCUCAUCGACGCGUACUCCGGCUCGGGCCUCUUCACCAUCACCCUGUCGCCGCUGAUCUCCGGCGGCAGCGUCGGCAUCGACAUCGCCGACGCCAGCAUAGCGUACGCCUCGCGCAACGCGCGCGCGAAUAAGCUGUCCCCGGACCGCGCCCGCUUCGUCGCCGCCGACGCCAAGGAGCUCUUCAUCCCCGCCGUCCGCGCCAGGUACCCCGCCGACGAGACCGUCGUCGUGCUCGACCCGCCUCGCAAGGGGUGCGAUGUCGAUUUCCUUGGCCAGCUACUGGAUUUCGGGCCCCGGCGUGUUGUUUAUGUUAGCUGUAAUGUGCAUACGCAGGCCCGGGACGUGGGGAUCCUGGUUCGUGGCGAGGUUGAUGUUGAUAUGGGCGGCGUGGGGGAUGGGGAAGAAGGUGGUAGUGGUGGUUUGGGCGCGAAGGGUACGGCGGGCAAGAAGAAGACGAGGUACGCAAUCGAGAGUCUGCGAGGUUUCGACUUCUUCCCGCAGACGAGCCAUGUGGAGGGUGUUUGCGUUUUGAACCGGAUUGAUGAGUAGAUACCUAGGUAGGUAGGCUACGAUCUAUGAAAUUACACUACGUAGGUGAGCUAAGUCUCCGCUCUUCGGGUCGAUACAGGAAGGAUGGAUGUACUACAGAAAAAUUGGGUUACAAGGAAUACAUACGUAGCUUAGGGCAAUGAACAAACGUCACGUUACGCGAUGUACAUAUAAAUUGGCGCGGGAGGAAGUCGUAGAAAAGGAUCACGAUGAACUGCCAUAGCUACUAA